GUCCCUGACCCCGGAAGCGAUCCCCAGCGCGGGGAACGAUGGCGGCAGUGGCUUCUCGGAUGCUGGGGCUGCGGGCGGCGGGGCUGCUCCGCGCGGCUUGCGUGGGGCGGGCCGGCGCCUCCCGGAGUGUCCUCGGGGUCACCUCGCGCCCAGGGGUGGCAUGGAUGCCAAGCAGGUGUGGCAGCUCUGCAGCAGAAGCGCCUGCCACAAAAGCAGACGACUCCGUCCUCCAGUGGUUGCUGCUUCUCAUCCCUGUGACCGCCUUUGGCCUGGGGACAUGGCAGGUCCAGCGCCGGAAAUGGAAGCUGAAACUGAUUGCAGAAUUAGAGUCUAGAGUUAUGGCUGAGCCCAUCCCUCUGCCUGCAGACCCAGUGGAGCUCAAGAACCUGGAGUAUCGGCCAGUGAAGGUUAAGGGGCACUUUGACCACUCCAAGGAGCUCUACAUAAUGCCCCGGACCAUGGUGGACCCUGCCCGGGAGGCCGGCCGGAUCUCUUCUUCAACUGAGAGCGGGGCCUUUGUAGUUACCCCCUUCCACUGCACUGACCUGGGAGUUACCAUCCUGGUAAACAGAGGAUUUGUCCCCAGAAAGAAGGUGAAUCCGGAGACCCGGCAGACAGGCCAGGUUGAGGGAGAAAUGGACCUAACUGGGGUGGUGAGGCUGACAGAAACCAGGAAGCCCUUUGUCCCCGAGAACAACCCUGAAAGGAACCACUGGCACUACCGGGAUCUGGAGGCCAUGGCCAGGACCACAGGCGCGGACCCUGUUUUCAUUGAUGCAGACUUCAAGAGCACUGUCCCUGGAGGACCCAUUGGAGGGCAAACCAGAGUCACCCUGCGGAACGAGCACAUGCAGUACAUCAUUACCUGGUACGGGCUGUGUGCUGCUACAUCCUAUCUGUGGUUUAAGAAGUUUCUGCACCGGAUGCCUGCUGUGUGACAGGGUCAGUACAGCCCUACCCGUUUAGAGCUUGCAGCUUGCUUUUAGUGUAAAUAAAAACCCUUGAGCUCUUA
Messenger RNA from Chinchilla lanigera (long-tailed chinchilla), 1012 nucleotides. It is a transcript of the gene Surf1, whose product is annotated as surfeit 1. Bases 39 to 938 code for a protein of 299 amino acids. The transcript is spliced from 9 exons. Lineage: Eukaryota; Metazoa; Chordata; Mammalia; Rodentia; Chinchillidae. Gene Ontology annotation, biological process: mitochondrial respiratory chain complex IV assembly. Gene Ontology annotation, cellular component: membrane; mitochondrion. The record is from RefSeq and is a predicted model, not a curated record.